This is a messenger RNA of Thecamonas trahens ATCC 50062, 1410 nucleotides long. RefSeq lists its product as uncharacterized. Lineage: Eukaryota; Apusomonadida; Apusomonadidae. The record is from RefSeq and is a predicted model, not a curated record. Bases 1 to 1410 code for a protein of 469 amino acids. Gene Ontology annotation, molecular function: glycosyltransferase activity. The transcript has 2 exons.
AUGUUUCGCGCUCCGGCUGCCACAUGCUCUCUUGCCCUCCCGAUGGUCGGCGAGCUCGGCACACAUGAUAUUGGCGAGCUGCUCAGCUACACUGGGUUUGCAGGAGUCAGCAUCACCCGCUCAGUAAUCGAGACUGCUGGCGAGCCAGUUUCGUGCUGCGCUGUGGUGGUCCCGGAGGAGAUCCCGCACCUCAUCCAUGAAAAUACGGCAGCAUGCCUCGCAUUCAAUGUAGGCGCUUCACUCGCGACCUCGUCGGACUGUACGGGCGCGACUGUGACAAUCAACGCCCAGCCGCCGCUGUCAGCGACCAACGCAAGCAAUCCCGCUUCGCAGCGCUUGGGCAAGGUCGGGAUUGUGGAAUGGGGUGAGGGCCUCUGCGUCGACGUCGGCUUUUCCAGCCCAUCGUGCACCGUCCCGGACGACCACACUCUCUACGUGGCCCUUGACCCCUGGACCGACGCUUUCUGGCACGACUUUCACAACGGCUUUAUGCGAACUUUCGGCACGCUCUACGAGCUCGACGAUCCGUCAUUGUUGCAAUGUGACGACAGCUGGCCCGAGGUCUGUCGGGUCAACACGACUAAGGUCAUCGUCGCCUACAGGGUCUCCACAAGCCCGAGUCAUUCCGCCGGACCAAGCCUUCGCGGGCUGCUCGCACAUCUGGCCGACGAGGUCAUCGCAGAGCCGGAUCCAUCGCACUGCUAUGCGCGGGUGGUUGCCGGUCCCGCCACUGCGCUUGAUCUCAACGCUGGCGCUCGCUUCACACUCAAGUCGACGAAACUGCUCUCGUACUUUUCGCGCUGGUACUAUUACGUCGCGACGACGCUCGGAUCGCAGUCAGGUCUCGCAGUUCUUGAUCUGGAGCGAUUGGUCGAGCCGCGCACCGAGCAUCGCGUGCUCAUUAUCUCGCGUCGAGGUGCUUCGCAUGGGCGCAAGUGGGGUCCGGGUAUUGAGGACGCAAUGGUGGCCUGGCUCGAGAGCUCCGGAGUCUCGGUUGAAGCUGUUGACUUUGCGGCGAUGUCUGUCGUGGAGGUCGCGGCUGCAGUUCGUCGGGCCACCGUCGUCAUUGGCGUCUCGGGUGCGGGCAUGAUCAACAUGAUGUACGCGAGGCCAGACACAGUGCUCAUCUACAUCUACCCUGAGCGUGUCUUUGGUCAUCUUGAUCCGCUCAACAGCUCGGGCAUUUACAUCACGCUGGCGCGAAUGCGGGGCGGCCAAGUCGUGGUGGUGCAUGACCUUUCGGCCGGCCCGGAUGCCGACAACUACCUCCCGCUCCCCAUCGCGGCCAGUUUCUUCAAGAUCGGCUUCGCCCUGGGCCUAGGCGGGCGCUUCCCGCCGCCGACGCUGGCCCCAGUUCCCUCGGUCUGGGAUGGCCCAUCGGCGGACGAGUACAAAUACACCAUCUUGUAG